Molecule: messenger RNA, 2322 nt
Organism: Sclerotinia borealis F-4128
Lineage: Eukaryota; Fungi; Ascomycota; Leotiomycetes; Helotiales; Sclerotiniaceae
Source: the annotation of a GenBank genome assembly
AUGAAUCUGAGAGCUUCUCCAAACAACGAGAGUGGAGCCCUUACUACACCUCUAGAGAAUCAUGGAUCAAACUGUCUUCGGGAUCAUGUUAUGCUACUGAAGAUGUCAAAUAGCAAAGCUUUAACGGAAGCUUUUUCAACCAUAAAUUUCCUGUGGCUCCGAAGAAAUACGCCAUGGCCGAUGCUGGUCAAGCUAGCGGUUUAUCGAUUUUUACACCUUCACAACUUUUACCAGAUAGACCAGGAUGAUAAAAUCAACAAACUUGUCGACUAUCUAUUCAAGGAGGGGGAAUUAUCAAACGACCCACAUUGUAGAGGACAAAUGAUGGACCGAUGCAACAAGCUGAUCCUCUCAACUUAUCACUGGAUAACAAUGGGACUGUUAGUAUAUAAUAAAGACAACCUUCUAGUCAAGAGCGCAAUAUUCCAAAACGCUUGGAACAAUCAACUUUCUAUCAUGCAUAUCAGAACCAACCACACCGACGUGGAACAACCCAAUAAUACUAUUGCUAGUGAGCAACAUAGUCAUAUUCCUGCAAGGAUGUCGGUACUAAACAGUGUACCAGAGCUAUUUGUGGCAGUCUCCAGCCCGGUGUACAAAGGAAAGGAUAAUCCCAGCAUCAUUACCUCUGAUGAACCUGACAUCAAAGUCGAUCUCGACGGACCCGUAUAUUUGAUCAACUGUCACGCACCUCAAGUUUUAUCAGAACAAUCAUAUAGCUCGCUAAGCAAUCCUAGAAUACCAGUCGCCCCGGCGUUAGAAGAUACCCUGCUAAAUAAGACAAACGACUCCUAUCAUAGUUCUGCUUCUUCUUGCCACGGACUACCUGACUUUGGGUUCGACGUUCAAGAAAGCCAAGUUCCACCGCCAAAUAAAACCUCCGUCGCCCAUGCCAUCCCUUGGGGAAAAGCUGUUGCAGGAAAUAUCAAUUUUUCCAAGGACCCGGUCUGCCACAACUACCCCUCGGAGGCUUCAUUUUUGCACCAGUUGGAUAUCUUCAAAUCUGCUGCACAUCUACUCGUAUCUACCCCAAACAAAUUCAGUCGAAUCGUGUCUUAUGAAGCAAUGGUGCUAAUCUGGCAAAGAGAUGAGUUCACAUUCUUCAAUGCCUCUUGGUCCUCUGGUUUCACAAUUGACAUCAAUGAUGAUAAGGACCUGAUCAGAGCUAGACAGCGUAUAUGGGAUGGCUUCUGGAUGUUCGUCGAUGGGCACCAUGAAUUUACUGGCCAGAAUUUUCAGGUUUUUACAAAUCCAAAACUACCACAUGUCCCGUUAGUGCCUCUCAAGCGACCGAUGAACAGUACCCUUGUAUUCCAAGGACAUUGCCCUCGAGGGGACGAGAAAAGAUUGAGCUCGGAUGAUUCAAAUGGAACGGCACGACGAAAUUCUUCGGCAAGAUCUAGUGGCCAAGCAUCAAAUGAAAAUGCUUCCUCAAGUGGAAAAGGAAACCAAAGAUUUGGUCAAGCUUCGGUUCCACAGAAAUUGCCACAAUUGCCACAACGACCCGUAGGACGGCAGCGCAAGACAAAUCAAAAAACCAAUAUCAGUCAACCAAAAUCCGUGAAUGCGCAACAGUCGCAACAACAAUGGUCCCGCCAAUUCCGCUCACUCACCGGGUCUGAGAAAUCAGUACCUCAACUUAAUCCUCUAUCACAUGGGCUUACGCAGACUCACACUUCUGACUUUCAACCGAAUAAUCUUGAUAUCCAACCACAAGGUAAAGUUCCUAUAACAGGACACGUCCAAUCUACUCUAGGACGUAGCAAUUCCACUCUCAACAUCCGCAAAUUAUCCACCACUAGUACCAUUCAACCAUCCUCCACUACCCUUCUACCCACCAAUACCCCCACAAUCCCACGAUCCAACCAUCAACUAACCCCCACCAUCCAAUUCCGCAUCCAGCUCUCCCCCACUGGCCCAUUCAGCACACCCUACCCCAAAUGGAUUCUCGGAACCCCAGGAAAACCCCCCGUCACCAUCCCUCAACUAUUCUCCUGGUUCAUAAACAUUACUCGUAUAGAUCACAAACAAGGUUUAGAUUCAUUAACCUGUAGACUCAAAGAUGCAGUGCCGGUACCUAUCGUAUAUACUGUUUCGCGAAAUGAGAGUGGAAGUGUAGAUGGAGUUGCAGUUGAUGCGUUGGCGAAGUUGAGGAAGGAUAUUAAGAGGGAGUGUGAGAAGGCGGGGAGGUUAGUGUUGGGGUUGAAGAAAUUUGAGAUUUUUGUUGGGGUGACUGUGACGGGAGAUGAGGGGGGAAGAGGGGAGGGAGGAGUAUUGGUGAAGGAAGGGGUGUCUAGGCCGGUGCUGGGGGAGGAAUGGUAG